AUGGCGGAUUUUGUCAAGGUCUACACGACCGUGCCAGAGCAGCUCUUGGCGCUUUUGACUAAUCAACUGCCCUACUCGCUACCGCUCCUUCGACGUCUUCAGUUUACCAAGUCUGAAAAUGGCCUACGAGAGACAGAAAGAGUCAUACUGGUAGCGGAAUCCUUACUUGAGGAUGCUGUGAACUUUCCGAAGAAAUUCACUGCGGCAUAUCUCGACGUUGCAGGUGGCCCUGACACGCAAACGUGGAUCUACUCGACCCUCGAGCAUCCCGGUAACGCCGAUAUCAACGACUCAGCCGUCUAUGAGCCGCAACUUCAUAAAAUAAUCGAGGAGAGUGUUUUGAUAGCAAAGACAUAUGGGCGCCCCCUCGUUUAUGGCGAGGCUGUUAAGCUCGGAACAUUACACGACUCAGUCCGAGAUCUACUCUCCAAGACAGGUCGUGUUCAACCUCGUGGAACAGGGCCUUAUGACAAAUGGCUUUUCAAGUACGAAGAUCUUCCAAAGGAGGAAACAGAUUUGCCCGAGGGCAUGUAUUGGGGAACGGCGACUGACGAUGAUUGCCGAGUUGCCAUCUCCCGAACAAAUAUUCCGAGAUCAGUGCAAGUCUUGAGACGCAUGCCAAGCUUGGUAAUCAAGCUCGAUGACGGAACGCCUAUCUCAUGGGCUUUUCUAGGGUUCGACGGCUCACUAAUGAGCCUCCACUGCGAGGAGCCGUAUCGCCGACGUGGUCUUGCCAAGACACUUGCUGCGAAGUUGUUUCGUGAAAAGUCUCUUGACUUUGCUGACGAUGGCUGGUGUUCUGCUGAUGUGGCGCCAGACAACGAUGGAAGUCGAGGAAUGUGCAAGAGACUGAACGGAAAGCCGGCCUGGAGGGUUUCAUGGGUGUUGCUAUUUGUCGGAGAGAAGCCGCCAAGUGAAACCAAUGGUACCAGGAACGCAUGAUGGACUCUGGGAGUUCUUGAGCGAGCAAAAGAUUUCUCUGGACGAAUGCUAGGUGCAUGGGCCACAG
Fusarium odoratissimum NRRL 54006 is the source of this 1009-nucleotide messenger RNA. RefSeq lists its product as uncharacterized. NCBI's taxonomy places the organism in Eukaryota, Fungi, Ascomycota, Sordariomycetes, Hypocreales, Nectriaceae. The transcript is spliced from 5 exons. The coding region runs from base 1 to 942 and encodes 313 amino acids. The record is from RefSeq and is a predicted model, not a curated record. Gene Ontology annotation, molecular function: acyltransferase activity, transferring groups other than amino-acyl groups.